Molecule: messenger RNA, 9794 nt
Organism: Corapipo altera (White-ruffed manakin)
Lineage: Eukaryota; Metazoa; Chordata; Aves; Passeriformes; Pipridae
Exons: 2
Coding region: 3275-4261 (328 amino acids)
Source: RefSeq, a predicted model, not a curated record
AGUGUUUGGAUCCAAGUGGCUGUACUGGGCUCUGCCUUGGCUGCUCCAGGGGUCCCUCCUGCAUGCUAAACCCUGCAUGUGAGGGGCAGGUGAUGGGUGCUCAGCACAAGGCUGGCCAGGACAGGGCAGCACCUCAGCCUGCAGAGCAGUGGUCAGGGGCAGGUGGGCUCAGAGCCACGCAUGGGGGAGGGAUGGGAAGGCUGCCUGCUCCCCUCUGCCAGCAGCCCCAGUACCCCACCCCCUGGGUGCCGAGCCCCCACGCAGGCGUGACACGAUGACAUAAGUCCUGCGUGAGGAGAGCUGAGGCUGCCAUGUCUGUGAGUGUCCGUGUGUGCUGACUUGCUGUCCGUCUGUCCGUCCAUGCUCUGUGCAGCUCCUGGGAGCCAUCCCUGGGGAAGCCUCUUGAGGGGACCCUGCCCUUACUGGGGGGGCAGCAGCCCCCAGCCCUAUAGUGGCCUGGACCUGGCGGUUGCCCACCACAGGGUAUGUUUGCCCCCAGGGUCCUGCAGCCUGUGCUGGGAGGUGUCACAGCAGCUCGUGGUGUCCCCUGGGCUGAGGCAGGUUGCAUGUGAAAGGUGGGCCAGACGGGCUGCCCUCUGCCAGCCUGGUGUCUGCUGGGCAGAUGAGAAUGACUCCUUCCCAUCAUACCCUCGUGUUGCUGGACUUCACGGCAGUUGGAGGAUCCUGUCACAGAGGGGACACCACAUCCCCCCGAGGUCCAUCCCACUGAGCGUAGCACAACCUGUGCUCCCCUGUCAAAGCUGGUGAAGCAGAGGAGCAAAAAAAGCCGAGGGGCUGGGGAGGAGGAGGCUGGUGCAUCCGUUGUUCUGGGUCCCGGCAUGGGCUGGGGAUGCCAGCGGGACCAAGGAGCGGUGAGGGCCAAGGCAGUGGUUCUGGGCACUGGGAGCUGCCACCAUGCAAACCAACGGAGGAAAGAGGUGUUGGGGCAGGUAGCACUCCUGUCCCUGUCACCUACAGGACAAGGAUGGAAGUGACCUGCCAGAAGGGGACUGUGGUCUGGAAGGGUCCUGAGGUGUUGUGGGAGAUGUGGAUAAAGAGCUGCUCAAAGGAGCAGGAUGGCUGGGGCAGGAGCAGGGCUCGCAGGCAGCAUAAACCAAGAGCCAGCAUGAACGGGAGGAAGGCUGGGCUGUGGGUGUGAGCCUGGGGGGCACGUGCUGUUUGGCAGCAGUGGUGCGGGCUGCAGGGCCGGGGCUGCCCCCACCUCUGGCUCUCGUGUCUGUGCUGAUGCCUUGGCAGGACUCCCUGUGCUGAGGAGAGGGCUUUGCUCCCUCCCAGUGUCCGACUGCGUGCGGGGUCGGGAAUCGCGGGUCCGGUGGCUGCGGUGCCGGAGCGCGCUGGGCUGUGGCCACACGGGUGCGUCUGGAGAGGAGACGUGUCUGCGGCGGAGGGGAGGGCAGCAGGGUGGGUUCCUGCGGCUGAUGCCCUAUACCUGGUCUGGGUGGGAGAAUUGGGAUGUGGCACGGGGAACUGGGUGCUGUUUGCACAGGCACCUCGGGGUGAGGGGUGUGUGCAGGGCUGGGGGCUGCAGCAGCAGAGGGUGGAACAGCACUGGGGAGGUGCAUCUGCCCCUGCCCUGGUUCCAGGAUGGUUCUGCCCCCCUGCCCACUGACAACCUGGAUUUUGGCUGCUGGUGAUUGAGGAGUUCCAUUCUGCUGCAUUUGCCCCCUCUGUCUCUCUCACACAAGAGCAGGGGAGGUCUGGCAGGCUGGGGGGACCCCAAGACAUGACUGAGGCUGCAUUUGCAGGGCACAGAGAGGAGACGUUUUGGAUCAGUGAAAUAUAAGAGGGAGCAAGGAGCCCCCCACCCCAGCUGCCUGCAGUGGUGCCUUUGCUGCUUUAUCACCUCUCCCAGUGCUGAAUUAUUGAGAGUGUUGCUCUCGUUUAUUGCCGUGCUGGAGGAGAGCUGCCUCUGCCCGGCACUGCUCUGAAUAUGAUUAUGGGGCUGGAGAUGUCAGAGCCCGCUGGGCCCCGGAGACCGAUCUGCUGCCCCCCUCGCUCCUGUGCUUCCCUUAUCCUUAUUUAUUCUCUCGCUCCUGUGCCUGGUUCAGCGCUCACGGUUCCCUCGCUCCCUCCACUGUGCAGUGCCCCAGGAGGAUGGAGAUUUAGUGCCUGAGGAGCAGCACUGCCCAGCUGCUGAGCCUGCAGCAUGUGCCGGGGGUGACUGGGGGCUCGUGCCCCACAGGAUCCAGCUACCCCAGGACUCCCCUGACUUAUUCCCAUGGCUGACCCUGCAGCCAACUCUCCUCUGUGUCCCCUGCGAGAUCUCUGCUGGUCGUGCUGCUCUGCCCUGUGAGAUAGGGUCCUGGACGUCUGUGGGGGGCAAGGCUGGGCUUUGAGGGAUGGUGGCUGCCCUGUUGUUGUUAAGGAUUCCUGGGUGCCCUCUCAUGCAGUCGGAGGUGGCCACAUCCUGGGCUGCAGGGACCAUCCCCAUUGCUCCUCACUGCACAAGGAGGCUGGUGCCUGCUGGCUCUGUCCCCCUUGGGCCACUACUCGGCUGCUCCCACAAAGGGGGGGAUGCUGGGCCCCCCCAGGAAGCCCGUCCUGGCAGAACCUGCCCGACCAUGGCCGAGCGUCCCUGCCUGCUGGGAGCAGAAUGGGAGCAGGGGGCUAUGGAAUCCGCUGUGGCCAGGGUGGCCAGGAGCCGGCUGGCACCUUGCAGGUUAACCGCGAGCAGCGGAUUCCCUUAUUGACAGGGUAGCUUGAAAAAUGCUGAGGCAGGACAUCGGCUCCUCGGAGUGUCAGCGGAGCCCACGCUGCGCUGGUGAGUGCCCACGCUGCUGCUGCUGCGGCCCCAACGCCCAGCCUGGCCCCCGACCCCCACCCUGCCACCCCUCUCACUGCUGGGGUUGGUUCCCCUCUCACGGUCGUCCUUCCCUUUGCUCUUGAGGACGCCAGAGAGGAUUUCAUUUUUAUUCCUCCUCUCCCGUUUUUCCCUGGGGUGGAUAAGCUGCUGCCUGCCAGGGCUGCCCUCCAGCCCCUGCCCUCCCGCAGCAGCAUGCUGGAGGUCGAACAGCGGCUCUGAGCCGCGGCGCUCACGCCGCAGGGAGGGAGGCGAGCGCGCAGGGCUCCGGGAGCGCCGGCCGUGGGCGCUGGAGCCGGACAGACAGAGGGGACAGAGCCCACCCAGGAGGGGCGGCGGCCAGCACAGCCAGCAUCUGGAGCAGCCCACUGCCCUCCUGCCGACCCCACAGAGCAGCUCAACACCUGGCCACCAACAUGAUGAUGUAUUUUUGGGUAGGUACUUCCGCCAAGGAUGGGCACUUCCCUCCCUCUCUGCCGGGGUUUUGCUCAGGAUUGGGGUCAUUUCUCACUGUUGCUGCUCCCUGGCUGUGCUGCUGGUCAGGGAGAGCUUUCCCUUCUGGCCAGGCACUCACAGCCCACAGCCGCAGGCAGCGGGCAGGGGACGGGCUGCAGUGCUGGAGGCAGGCCUGGUGUUGAGGAGGAACAGAGCAGCGGGCUAAUGUCCCUGCCCAGACAUUGUGCCCUGCCGAGGGCACCUCCAAACAACCCUUCUGCCUCCCUGCUGCUGCCUUCAAGCCCCACACAGUGCUGGCCGCAGGCAGAAGCCUCCCAUGCCCAGAACCAGUCCCCCUGCCUCAGCUGUGCCAUGGUGGUGGGCAGUGGGCUCUGGAGCCUGCCUGGGCGCUGUGUUAGGCAGGGGCACGGGUCUGUGGUGGCAGCGGGAUGUUCAGGUCACACCUGUGUGUGGAGCAGCAGCCACCUCUCACUGAGUCUGUGCCCUGUGGGUGCUCACCCAAGGUCUGAUCGGAUGCUUGUGGGGUGGUCCCCACACUUUAUCUCAGGCUUGAAGUUGAUGACCAAGGCUGUUGAGGUCCCUCCACAGCACUGCAGGAGCUGGGCUGUGUCAGGCUCUACACCAUCCAGGGGCCUUCCUGUGGCAUCCUGGCCCAUAACUGGGGCUGAAGCCAGUGGUGCCAGCUCCUUCCACCCACUCCCCCCAGAGAUGGCAAGGGCUGGGGGCUGCAGCAGUCUGGUGGAGAUUACACGUUCCAGGGAGUUGUGCUCCCCUGGAUUUGAGAGAAGGGAACAGAGUGAGCAGAGCCAGGUUAUGGGGGAUGUGGGGAAAGGAGUUUAUGGGGAGGAGGAGGAGGAUAAUGCAAAUUCAUUGUUGCUCAAGGAAGCAGCUUUCAGGCGUAAGGUGCUUUGUCAUGAGGGAUGUCGGUGCUGCUGCCGCUCUGGAGCUCGUGGGGGCUGGCAGAGCCUCCUGCUUUGGUACUAAUUCUGCCCAGGGACUUAACGACCCACCACAGCUGCAGGAGUGAACCAGAGCUUCCGCUUGAGGCUCCGUUGGCACCACGUGGCUUUGCGGAGCUCAGCCGGGCAGCGUGGGUUGCCCGUUCCUGUGGGAGCUCCAGGCACAACUCCCCACACCACACUGGCUCUGGGGCAGUGGUGCUUAAGGGUCCCUAUUCCCUGUCCUGUCCAGCACACGGAGCCAGCCUGCCUGGGACAGCCGGUCUGGGCUCUGCGCGGUGCCAUCCCCAGCUCUGCUGGGAGGGGCUGGGCAGGGGCUGUGGUCCUGGCAGAGCAGUGAGUGUCAUUCAUGGCAUCACAGGCGUCUCUCCACCGUGGCGUGGGAGGAAGCAGAGGGUCCGGUGUCCCCUCAUGGUGGCAGGGGGCAGUGGGUGGCUCAGUCAUUGACAUCACAACAGGCUGAGAUGCCAAAGCAAAAUGUCUUCAAAUGAGCAGUAAUUGCAGGGAAAUAAGGAGCACGUGGGGUGAGGGGAAGGAGGGGUCUGUAAAUAUUAUGAUUUUUAAAGUUUGCCCUGGAGUCCCAGUGCUUGUUUAACACUAAUAUCCUAUCUGUGCAUUUAAAAAGCCUCAUAAUGAGGAUGCAGUGUUUGCUCCUGGAACAACUCCAGCCCGGUGCUCCUCCCUGACCACCUCACCUGUCUGCUGCUCCAGUGGGUCCCAGCCCAGCGCCCACAUUGGCAUGCCAUGUGUACCCCUGCUUGGGGUUGCUCAAACUCCCCUGUCCUGUCCCAUGUGCUGACACCCCACGGCCUGCUGCCAAAGCCCCCCAGCAGCCUGAGAGGCUGGUGCACAUCUUAGGGGGUGCGUUUUCUUGGGAACUCUUUGUCAGGCAACAGAGCCGGUCUCAGAAAAUAGGGGGACUCUGGGAUGAGGCAUUUUGGGUCCCUGGGUCCAUAGUUGCUUGUUCCUUGCAUCACCCUCCGUCGUUCCUGCAUCACCCUCCAUCAUUCCUGCCUCCUCCUUCAUCCACGCUGGGCUUGGCAGUGGUGGUGGCCCUGGUGGUGGCCUUGGCAGUGGCAGUAACUCUGGCCCCAGUGGUGGUGGUGGCCCUGGUGACCCUGUGACACACGUGGUGCAGCCGUUUCCCCUGCCAUGGCCCCCCCACACUGCCCACCUGGCCCACGAGCUCGAGGUGCUCAGCAGCAGCUGCUCUGCCACGGUGCUGCUGCUGCAUGUUAAUUCUCAUUAAAUUCAGGGAGCCUAAUUGCCAUUUCAUGUAAAUAUUUUGUCAAGUGAAAGGGCUUCUGGAAGGGUCGUGUGGGUGGAGGCGAGGAGCCAGGCAGAGUGACAGGCUCGUCCUCCCAGCCAGGGAUGCCAAGUGUGUCCCUGCAGUAGCUGCCGUGUGUCCCGCAGGGGGUGGGGUGUGGCCGGCUGCUGGAGGUCCCUGUGCACUGAUUGCUCGUGCCAGAUGAUGGGGGACAUAGGAUGGCUGCAACCAGGGCACUGUUCUGUAGAGAGCACUGAGGGUCCUCUCCCUGCCUGGGUGGCUGAAGGGCAAAGGAGGGAGGGGUGACACAGGGGGCCAUAGGACAUCCCCAGAUGGUAGCCCAGCCACUCUCCUGCUCUGCACGGUGCUGGCAGCUCUUGACAGAGGUUGAAGAUGCCCAAGGCCCCCUCCUGUCCCCCACCAUGGGCCAGGAACUUCUCAGUGAGGUGGAUUUUUUCCCUGGAUCCCAUUAAACUUCCACAUGCUUUCCCUGCAUUCCUGCUCCCCUCCCAGUGCCACAGCUGCUGUUUCAAAUACUGUCCAUGUCGUGGUAACAGUCCCCUCCUCACCUGGUGAGAUCAUGCCUGGGUGCUCCACCUUUGGGAAUUCAGAGCAGGCGGGGUCUCCAGUGACCCCUGAGAGCUGCUGGAGUAGGAGGAAGGAGCAGGGAAAGAUGGAGAGGAGGUUUAACAGGGUGCAGAGGAGGCUUGUUGGUCCCUUAUCGCUGUCCUGGUCUGUGCCCUGCACUGGGGCAGUCCCUGCAGCCAAGGCACUGGGGACGUGGGACCCUCCCCUCGCAGCACGGCGGCUCAGAUCCGUCAGCACCUUCAUCUAAUCGCUUUAUGUCUAUGACUAACUACUAAUGAGCUUUUAAUUAAUGAAUACCAUGGCUUGGAGGCAUUCUGGAGCGGGUGGGAGAAGAGGAUUAGGCGGGUGCUGUGUUCCCUGGGUGCUGCGGGGCCACCGGCACUGCAUUCACGGGAUGUGGGCAGGCUGGAGCAUCUGACCUCGCGGUCUGACCUCACUAGUCUGACUUCACCGGCCCUUGUGGCAGUGGCUGCACCUCACCUGACCUGCAGCCCUCUUUUAGCAGCUCUCCCAAGCAUCAGCAUCCAGCUUUGCCCUGUAGAUGCAUGCUGCAGGGGCCGUGGGGGUCCUGUUAAGCACUAGACACUGGGAGCCCGCACUGCACCAGCCCACCCGUGGCUGUGCCCCCACGGCAGGUCCAUGGGCACUGCCUCAUCCCUCUCUGGGAGAGGAUGAGGGAUGGCUCCUGGUGAGGAGUGCAGUACCAGGGGCUGGAUUUCCCAUUGCAUCCCAUGGGUCAGGAUCUGGACAUAGCGUUGGGGCAGACCUGGGAGGGCAGCAGCUCUGACGUGUGCUCAGGGCUUAGUGCGGUGUGUGCAGGACCCUGGGCACCUGGAUGUGCCGCAGCCAUGCCAUGCCAGCAGCCUGUGGCACCACCCACUCGGGGGGCCUGAGGGGGCUGGGGCUCUGGGCAGACCUUGGGGCCUCAUUCCUGGCAGAUAAAGGUUCCAAAUGGUGGAGUGUGCCUCAGAGGGGAGCCGAGCUGUUCUAGCAUUUCCCUGGGAGCUGCCAGCACCGCACUGGCUGCUGGUACAUCCUGGAUACCUGGAGCGACUGGAUGUGCCGCACUGUCCCCAGCAGGUUCCCUUGGUGGUGGUUUGGGGGGGGUGUGCACGUCAGCUGUCCCACUGCAGGCUCUGCCCCUUGGCUCCAGCACCAGAACAGUGGCCAAGACCACUCCUGUCCCAGUGCCAUGUUGUUCUCCCUCUCCCAGAAAACAAAACGAAGGAGCCCUCAAGGGUUCAUUUAAAAUAAAUAAAAAGCUGGGAAUUGUGCUGAUUUGAAGGAAAGGCAGUCCCAUCCUGUGUGGGGGAGCACAGUGCCAACCCAGCCCCGAAGGGCAGAGAGAGAUGUGCUGAGAACUGCAGCCCUGUGCAGCUUCUGCCUUUGAUCGUAUAUCUCACACAUGCCCUUUGCUUUCCCUCUGCUGAUAUUUAUUAGGUUUAAUUUUACUGGGACACGGCUGUAAGUGAGACAGAUGGAACAGGGUCUGUGCGCCUGGUGAACACAUCUUAAUUAAACAGAUAAAUAAACUUUCAUUCCAGGAGGCUUCAGUUUCAGAGGGUCUCCUCCAGGGCUGUGGCUCCGCCGGGCUGGGCAACCCUGGCCAGCGCUCCUCGGGGCUGGUGCCACCGCUGGUGCUGUCAGCUGGGGCUGUGGCACAGUGUCACUGGGAGCAGCAGGGUGAGGGAAACCGGCCGCUGGUGGCUGGGAACACAUUCCCCACUGGAGCUGUGGGAUUGGUGUUGCCCUGCCAUGCUGGAGUUCCGUAGGGCUCCCUGCUGCUGUGGGGCAUCUGCAGCCAGGCAGGUGUUGGCAAUGGCUGGAGGAGGGAGAGAGGAGACUCCCAACAUCCCACACUCCUCAGUUCCCAGAGCCGGGCCCAUUUUGCUGCUGGCUCAGGGCAGUGCCAGCACUCGUGGUGCUGCCACGGGCCAGGAAUGCCUUUGAGUCACCCUGGCCGGAGCCAGGCUCUGGCGCGGGGGAGGGCGGGCAGAUUACCUCAUCCUGGAGCCGGCCUCUGCCUCACGGGGUUUGUUUGGUUGGGCACCGCCAGGCCGGCGUGCCAGGCAGUGCCCUGCCCUUGUCACCUCCGGGAGCUGCAGUGGAGCCAGACCAGCCCAGGGCCUUCAGAGCUGCCCAUCAGUUUGCUCAGGGUGCCCCUCACCGCUCAGGGUCUGUGUGGUGCCUGGGUGCGUGCAGGUGCCUCAGGGGGCCACUCUCCCCUCAGCUGCUUGAGGGACUGAGGGAGGACCCACUUGUGCCUUAGAGAGCUGUCCCACGUCCUGCCCCGGGUGCUGGAGAGUGUGGCACUGGGGCCGUGGGGCUUCCGAGGAAGGGGAGCUGGAGGCGAGCGGGAGCGCGGGGUCCAAGCACUGUGGUGUGCCGGAGGGGCCACGUCCUUGGAGCUGGAUGGCGAGCAGUCAUGGUGGGACACCCGUGCUCCUCGCAGGGAGCAGUGCCCGGGGAUGCCGUUGGCAAUGGAGUGGAUGUCGCUGCUGGAUCCUUUCAGCGCUUGGUUCCGGGGGGUGAUGGUGUUGACAAACCCUCCCCCAGCCUGACAUCCUCUCCCCAAUUUGGCACCUCGUGGUCCCUAUGGAGCGUGGUGCCCCCAGUCACAGAACCCCACAGGAGGGGCUGGUGCUCCCUAGGCCCCAGACACUGCUUCCUCAGGACAGCUCUUCCAGAGCAGGUUUUUCCUGUGGCUCCAGGCCGGCCGUGCCACAUGCUGCUGCUCUGAGUGUCUGCAGUAGAAACGGGAACCGCUGUGAGUGUACCAGGACACUGCAGCAUGUCACUCUGCCUGGGGAUACUGUGGAAAAUCCCAGCUCCAAAAAGGGCUGGUCGUGUGCUGGAGGCUCCGGCGGAGACAGAGCAUCAGCAGCUGCUGGCACAGCCCUGCCUUUGUGCAUCAUAUUUGGCCAAGAUGGAAACUGAGUUGAGCCCAGGUUUUGUUUCCCACAUACCCCAUCAGAACACCAUCCUGGUGGCCUUGGUCAUGGCUCCAGAGCCAGGCACGAUGCAGUGCCAGGGCGUGGGGUGCUGGGGAGGGACCCCUGUGCCAGUGCUGAGCUCUGUGGCACCAGAGGGGGCCAGGGCUGCUGUGGGGCUGUGGACGGGUGGAGGUGUGAGGUGGGACGGAGACCCGAGCGAGCACACGUGUGCGCCCACGCCGGCGGUCCCUCACGGGCACCUACACGUAGGCUAUUGCCAUGGCAGCUGUGACAGCGGUGUGUGUGGUGUGGAUGCGUCAGGGCUGCUGGCAGCACUGCAGGCCCCUCGGAAACGCCAGAAUGCCUCUCGAGCUCUGCUGAGGCUGACCACCGGCCGGCCUGUGGUUCUUGGGGCAGAGGGUCCCCAUCGCUCUGGGGAAUGCAGGGGAGCCAGCAUCAGCAGGCAGGGCCCCUCGUGUCACCCCAGGGUGCAGGAGUUCCCGCAGCCCUCCACACCUGGGGGACCGGCAGGCUGGCGGGGGGUCACAGGGCCCUGCCUGGGGCUCCCACGCCUCGGCAGGGCCCAGCAGCUGUGCCCAGGGCACGCAGGCGGCGGUGAGGCCGUGGCUGCUCCAUAGGGAAUGCCGUGGGCUGCUGGCCCUGCCCGCGGUGGCGCAGGCCCGUGGCGGUGCGGCAGUGGCUGCGGGGCCACGCGGGGCUGCAGGCGGGAGCGGGUCGGUGGCUCCCGGAGAGGCGGAGCUGGGGCUGCU